Papilio machaon (common yellow swallowtail) is the source of this 4440-nucleotide messenger RNA. Its product is annotated as putative 115 kDa protein in type-1 retrotransposable element R1DM. Gene Ontology annotation, molecular function: zinc ion binding; catalytic activity; nucleic acid binding. Lineage: Eukaryota; Metazoa; Arthropoda; Insecta; Lepidoptera; Papilionidae. The transcript has 2 exons. The record is from RefSeq and is a predicted model, not a curated record. The coding region runs from base 1 to 4440 and encodes 1479 amino acids.
AUGGAAGCAAGAUUUAAAAACAAACUACCCCAGGAGGGUACCGUAGAACGCGGAGAAUCCCUCCACGGGACGGGAGGAUGUGGGAACACUUCACUACCUCUCAGCCCGUGCUGCCCCACGUAUUCUGGGGGGGGCAAAAUUUUGCAACCCGUUUCAAGCGAGAAGAAACAAGAAGGAAGAACAGAAGAAAGAAGACCAGAAGAAAGAAAACAAGAAGAAAAAUCUGAGGAGAUUACUAACCCAUUUGUGAAGAAGGGGCUAAAAAGGACCCCGCCCACAAAGAAAAAGGAACACCAAGUAGCCGACCAACUAAAAAGGACUCUAGGUAAGUCACAAACAAAGAUAAUCAGCCUUGGUGAAGAAGAAUACGUCUCCAGGAAGAAACUCUUAGAGAAACUCGGUAAACAAAUCGAAGACCUGCUUGAUUUCGUAACACCGAGACACAAUGUCCACGGGGAUAUAAAAAGAAAGGUAAACGACCUUAGUACUACGUACAAUAGGUUACACAACCUUAAAGAAGGAGAAGAGCAAUCGCGUAAUUUGACCUCAACAAUGACCCAGACUUCUCCCAAAGCGCAACCACAAGCAUGGAAGGAAAAUAUUACACGGUCAGACGGCACUCCAGUGCACAGAAAGAGAAAGGACUUAACACCGGAGCCAGUAGUAAGUUCACCCCGUAGGGUAAAGCGGAAAAUCAUGAAUGAUCCAAUAAAGCAAGACACACCAAAGCCACUACCAAACAAAAAAGUAAGUAGUAACAUGGUAGUGCAGGAUAAACAACGAGACGAUGCAAGCGACCCCAAUGAGAAAUGGGAAAAGGUCACGAGAAGGAAAAAGCAGCCCCGUAACCCCAAGCUCCCAGAAGCCUUUGUGAUACAAAAGAAGGGCACGCUGACGUACGCUGAAAUACUGAGUAGAAUAAAAAAGGAUGAAACCCUCAAAGGUGUAGGAGACCAUGUCGCAAAAAUCCGCAGGACUGCCGGCGGAGACAUGAUUUUUGUAAUUAACAAACAUGGUACGGGAAAAACCGAACAGUACUGCAACGCCAUAAAAACGGUGCUGGGUGAAGAAGCUCUGGUCAAAAGUAGAAUCCCAGAGAAAACUAUCAUCGUGAAGGACCUUGACGAAAUCACCACAAGGGAAGAAAUUAGGGAUGCCUUACAAAGCGUACUGGGAAAAGGCGAAAUUGUAGACAUAAAUGCCAUUAAAUCCGUCAAGAAAACGUAUGGUGGCAUGCAAACAGCUUUGGUAGUAUUACCAAUGGAGCUGGCCAACAAAAUUCUCGAAGCAGGGAAGGUUCGCGUUGGAUGGGUAAUAUGCCGUAUUCGUGAAGUAGCUAAACCACUUAAAUGUUAUAAGUGUUGGAACUACGGCCAUUUGGCCAAAAUGUGUAGGAGUCCCGUCAACAGGUCCUCCUGCUGCGUCAAGUGCGGUGGUGAGGGUCACAAAAUCGACAAGUGCACACGAGAGGCCUAUUGCGUACUCUGCAGCGACAAAGACCUACUCACGCAAAUAGUACGUGAGGAAGGCAUUGACCUGGCAAUAAUAUCGGAACCCUACCGCAGCAUUGAACAACCCGGUUGGAUAUCAGACACUGCAAAUAAAGCCGCUAUUUGGUCCUGCGGCAUGUACCCGACGCAAAAAAUCCUGAAGGUCCAAGAAGAAGGAGUCAUCGGUGCCAAAGUGAAUGGCAUACACUUCUAUAGCUGCUACGCCCCACCAAGCUGGAGCCAGGACAAAUUCGAGAACAUGCUAGCAAACCUCACUAAUGCCUCUAGAAAUAUGAACCCACGGGUCAUUGCAGGGGAUUUUAACGCUUGGGCAACCGAGUGGGGGAGUAGCAGAACGGAUAAGAGAGGCCAAACGCUCCUAGAGACCGCAGCUGGAUGGGACCUGACACUAUUGAACGACGGUAAGUCACCCACUUUUAUCAAAGGUGAAGCAAGGUCCUUUAUUGACCUGACCUUCGCAAGCAGCAGCAUAGCAAAGCGGGACACAAAAUGGCAGGUAACGGAUAUCUACACACACAGCGACCAUUGUGCAAUUACGUGGAGUAUCCCCGAUCACAACAAUGUCCGCCGACGGAAGCUUGCGGCUCCCCUCGUAGGUUGGAAAACGAAUACCUUCGACGCGGACACAUUUCACGCCGCAUUAGAGUGGAACAGUAAGAUUGAAGGUAACACCGCAGAGGAGAUGGCAGAGAACAUCAUGACAAAGCUGGCUAGGGCGUGUGAUUGUGCAAUGGUAAGAACCGGUCACAGAAAAAACAAAAGAGAUCCGGUCCACUGGUGGAGCGAUAAUAUCAGAGAAAUCAGAGAACAAUGCAUGAAGGCCCGAAGGUUAGCACAACGGGCAAGAAAGAAAAAUUCAUUUCCCGCGUUGCAGGCUACCUACAAAGACCUUCGAACUAAAUUGAAAAAGGCGAUUAAAAAACGAAAAGGAGAAACUUGGGCUGAACUACUGGAAGAAGUCAACAAUGACCCCUGGGGUAGACCGUACAUGGUUGUCAUGAAGAAACUAAGGACUACACAACAACCCCGUGAAACAAAACUACUAAGAAGCAUUGUCACCACAUUAUUCCCACAACAAGAAGAGCUGGACUACGAAAUACCCGCAAACGCCGCCGAAGUCCCUGCGAUCACGAACGAGGAAUUCGUAGGCGCAUACAACGCAAUAAAGAAUAAGAAGGCACCGGGUAUGGAUCGCAUCCCUAACGUAGCUCUGAAGGCGGCAAUGAAGGGAGAGCAAAAUGGGUUUCAGGAGGUAUUUAACAAGUGCCUCCAGGAAGGUACUUUCCCCAAAAUCUGGAAGAGACAGCGAUUAGUACUUUUACCCAAGGGCAAUAAUAACCCGGAAGACCCAAAGUCUUAUCGCCCCCUAUGCAUGCUGGACACAGCGGGGAAAGUUCUGGAGAGAAUAAUCCACAAUAGAAUGGAAGCCGCAAUCGGAAACGCCAUCCACAACAACCAGUACGGUUUUAGAAAAGCCCGCUCUACCCUGGAUGCGAUAGAACGAGUAGUAAACAUCGCCAAAAACGCCACCAGGGGCCAUCGCUGGAAAGGUGGGGGCAAAAAGUACUGCCUGUUGGUAGCUCUCGACAUCCAAAAUGCCUUCAACUCGGCAAGAUGGGACAUCAUCUGCAAGGCUAUGGAUAGAUUGGAAGUACCGAUGUACCUCAGGAAGAUAAUACGUAGCUACCUUAGUAACAGGGUCCUUCACUACGACACGGAUGAUGGACCGGAAAAGUACAAAAUUACGGCUGGUGUACCACAGGGCUCCGUGCUCGGACCGCUUUUGUGGAACAUUAUGUAUGACGGACUGCUGAAUCUCACACUACCUGCUGGAGCUGAACUCACUGCCUUCGCAGACGACGCGAUGAUCUCAAUAGUCGCGAAGCACACAGAAGAGAUACGCAGAAUAUUCGAAGAAACGUACCGCCGCAUACAAACGUGGAUGACAUCGACCGGGCUGAAGCUAGCAGAGCACAAGACAGAGGCAAUGCUGGUCACGAGUCGGAAGAACGUAGAAAGGAUCACGCUAGCCGUGGGAUCAAGUUGCAUCACAUCUAAAACACAAAUUAGGUAUCUUGGAGUGUACCUAGAUUUCAGGCUAAACUUUAACCACCACGUGGAGCAAGCAGCCGUGAAGACAUCGAAGGUUACCAUGGCACUCGCCAGGCUCAUGCCUAACGUGGGUGGCCCACGGCAAAAGAAGAGGAACCUGUUGAUGUCGGUAAGUAAUUCCGUUUUGUUGUAUGGGGCUCCCAUUUGGGCGGACGCUCUAAGUAACAAAAUAAAUAGGAAAAAGAUGGAGUCAGUGUAUCGGGUAAGUUUGAUCAGAAUCAUCAGCGCGUUUCGCACUGUAUCGUUAGAUGCAGCCUGUGUAAUCGCCGGCGCUAUACCCGUGCAUCUACUUGCAGAAGAGAGAAAACUGUUGUUUGACAGAAGAAGUGAUCCGAGCGCAACGCGGAAAAAAUCGCGAUGUCUAGUCAGAAGACAGAUCAUCACCAAAUGGCAGCAGGAGUGGGAUCACUCAAUAAAGGGCCGCUGGACUCACAAACUAAUUGGACAAGUCGAAAAAUGGAUAAACCGCAGGCAUGGGGAAACGAACUUCUACCUCACCCAAAUGCUGACGGGCCAUGGAUGUUACCGUGCGUACCUACACCGUUUUGGGCACGAAAUUCUCCCGGAUUGUCCACACGGGUGCGGCGAACCAGAGGAUGCAGAGCACGUGUUCUUUGUCUGCCCGGCAUACUCCAAGGAGCGCGAAGAACUCGAGAACAGUAUCGGACCUACUACGGUCGCAAAUUUGGUGGAUAACAUGCUUGCAACAGAAGAAGCAUGGAAUAAAGUUAGCGAAUACGCCGCCUCAGUACUAAAGAAGGUACGGCGGGCUGAGCAAAUACGGCGAAAAGCCAACGCAAUGGACUCAAGGAGCUAA